AAGCUGACUCAUCUCCAACUACCCCCCUCGUCCUGACCUUCUAUUAAUAGACUCUCACUUAUCUUCCCUUCUGUAGGAAACCCUAACUAGACGUGAGAAGUGCAAAUGGAAUGCCUGCUUCAGUGCUCUGCAAACUACGUCCCCUUGACGCCUAUCAGCUUUUUAGAGCGAGCUGCUCAUGUCUAUGGCGAUAGAACUUCCAUUGUUUAUGGCACCUCUGUGAGAUAUUCCUGGAGAGAAACGUAUGAAAGCUGCCUCAAACUCGCUUCUGCUUUGGCCAAGUUGCAGAUUUCUCCGGGGGAUAUUGUAGCAGCUCUGGCCCCAAAUAUUCCAGCACUCUACAAGCUCCAUUUUGCAGUCCCAAUGGCUGGGGCAGUUCUUUCUGCACUUAAUACUAGAUUUGAUGCCGCCAUGGUAGCAUCAAUUCUUGAACAGCUUGAGGCCAAAAUCAUGUUUGUUGAUUAUCAGUUUGUUGAACUUGUCCUCAAAGCACUCAACAUUCUCUCUCAGAAGAGUAUAAAGUCACCUCUCCUUGUGGUAAUCCCAGAGUUUGAUCAAGCAGCAGCUUCUUCAACAGCAAAUAAUCUGCCGCCUGGUUGUUUGGAUUAUGAUGAAGUUCUUAAGGUGGGAAAUUCUGAUCAUUUUGAAAUGCAGCAACCAGAGGAUGAAUGUGGUCCGAUUUCAGUGAGUUUUACUUCAGGCACAACUGGGCAUCCUAAAGGGGCGGUUUACAGCCACAGAGCAGCUUAUCUCAAUUCACUGGCACAAAUUUCUCGCUGUGACAUGAGGGAAAUGCCCGUAUUUCUUUGGACAGUCGACAUGUUUCGCUGCAAUGGCUGGUGCUUCGCUUGGGCACUUGCAGCUCUUGGUGGCACUAAUAUUUGCCUCAGAAAUGUCUCCGGAAAGCUCAUAUUUGAUUCAAUAGUCCUCCACAAAGUCACUCACUUUUGCGGUGCACCAACCAUUCUGAACAUCAUCGCAGACGCCUCAGCAAGCGACCAAAUGCCCCUUCAGAACAGGGUAAAUGUUGUAAUUGCUGGUGCAUUGCCACCGGCGCAAAUCCUGGAGAAAGUUUCAAGCUUAGGAUUCAACAUUGGCCAUGCCUAUGGAAUGACAGAAGUACUUGGAAUAGCCACUGUUAAGCCCUGGAAAAAACCUGACUGGGAUUCUUCAACCUCGGAUGAACAUGAAAAGAUCAGACGCCACGAAGGCCUUCACAGCCUUUUCAUUCAAACGGAUGUGAAGGAUCCAAGCACCAUGAAAAGUGUUCCAUAUGAUGGGAAAACAGUCGGUGAGAUAAUGUUCAAGGCCAAUGCUAUAAUGUUGGGGUACCAUAAAAAUCCGGAAGAAACUCAGGAAGUUUUCAGGAAUGGAUGGUAUCAUACUGGGGAUCUGGCAGUCAGAAAUCCUGAUGGUUACAUACAAAUAAAGGACCGAAAAAACGAUAUCAUCAUUUCUGGGGCGGAGACUAUUAGCACACUGGAAGUGGAAGCAGUGUUGUUAAGUAAUCCGAAGGUUUCAGAGGCUGCUGUUGUUGGAAGACCUGAUGAUCAAUUGCAGCAGGUGGCUUAUGCUUUUGUGAAAUUGAAGGGGGGUUGUAAUUCAAAUCCUGAAGAACUCAUUAAAUUUUGUCAGGAUCAUUUACCAAACUAUAUGGUUCCCAGGGCUGUGGUUUUUGAAGAUAUACCAGUCAAUUCAACUGGAAAGGUGCAAAAGUUUACUCUCAGGGAGAAGCUCAGCCAGUGCCAUUGAUCAUAGCUUGUUUUCUUUCUAAUUAAACUUUGUUAUCUCUUCAAAGUUUUACUUUAUUAGUUUCUGUAAGAGACAAACUGGCCUAUGCAUGUUACAAUCACAAAAUUUUCCUUUCAGUCAUCUUAAUUUAUUCAAAAAAACUAUAUGUACCAAUUUUGAGUACCCAAUUGAAUGUUCAAAUAAUAUGUCAAGAUGAUAUCAAA
Messenger RNA from Mangifera indica (mango), 1955 nucleotides. Its product is annotated as butanoate--CoA ligase AAE1-like. The coding region runs from base 106 to 1752 and encodes 548 amino acids. The record is from RefSeq and is a predicted model, not a curated record. NCBI's taxonomy places the organism in Eukaryota, Viridiplantae, Streptophyta, Magnoliopsida, Sapindales, Anacardiaceae. The transcript is spliced from 2 exons.